Messenger RNA from Penicillium argentinense, 936 nucleotides. RefSeq names its product NmrA/HSCARG family protein. The transcript has a single exon. Bases 1 to 936 code for a protein of 311 amino acids. The record is from RefSeq and is a predicted model, not a curated record. NCBI's taxonomy places the organism in Eukaryota, Fungi, Ascomycota, Eurotiomycetes, Eurotiales, Aspergillaceae.
AUGUCCAAGCUUCUGGUUGUCUUCGGUGCGACCGGCCAGCAGGGCGGUUCCGUCAUCGACUAUGUCCUCAACGACCCAACGCUUUCAAAGGAAUAUUCAUUGCGAGCAAUCACUCGCGAUACAUCCCGCCCAGCUGCACAAGCUCUUCAAAAGCGAGGGGUGGAAGUUGCUUCUGGAGACGUCGAUGAUCUCAAAUCGCUACCCGCCGCCUUAGAAAACGCCCACACCGUCUUCAUUGUGACCACCACAGUCUACGACGAACAUCUGAAGGCGCGUGAAUUCCGGCAAGGGAAAGCCAUCGCCGAUACAGCUGUUGCGGCCGGAGCUCAGUACCUGAUCUUCAGCACAUGCGUAGGCUGCGAGCGGCUCUGGGGCCAUGUCGUCGAGGCGUUAGACUCCAAAGCUGACGUCGAAGCGUAUAUCCGGACUCUUCCGGUGCCAAGCGCCUUUUUCGCACCCGCGAUGUUCAUGCAGAACUUCCUUACCAACCAAGCUCCCCGGCCAAUUCCCGGACAGGAGGGGAGCUACGCCAUUGCCAACUUCAUCUCGCCAGAUGCCAAAUUUCCUCUCAUUGAGACGGUGGAGGAUACGGGAAAGUAUGUGGCUCCGAUCCUUGCGGCGCCUGAUCAAUUCGCUGGUCAGACGAUGUUUGCUGCAACAGGUUUCUAUUCUUACAAGGAAACUGCGGAGAUAAUUACCCGUAUCACUGGGAAGAAUACUGUCUAUGCUCAGCUGCCCCAGGAGCAGUGGACUAGUUACCUGCCGGCUGGGUAUCAAGUCCCAAUGACUGCCAUGAUGUGCUGGAUCGAGAAGCCGGGAUACUACGGGCCGCAGACGCAGGAGUGUGUUGACUGGACGGUGAAGCAGGUACCGGAGAAAUUGACGACCUUCGAGGAAUUUGUAGAGAGGCAUGCGAAAGAGAUGUUUCCACAGUAG